Messenger RNA from Ornithodoros turicata, 2269 nucleotides. RefSeq lists its product as uncharacterized. The record is from RefSeq and is a predicted model, not a curated record. NCBI's taxonomy places the organism in Eukaryota, Metazoa, Arthropoda, Arachnida, Ixodida, Argasidae. Gene Ontology annotation, biological process: proteolysis. Gene Ontology annotation, molecular function: cysteine-type endopeptidase activity. Bases 114 to 1322 code for a protein of 402 amino acids. The transcript is spliced from 8 exons.
UUGCUGCAGACCAGUGAUGUCGUCGACGGCGUCCAGUCCUUUCGCCUGACAUUUACCGCACACUUUGUUUAAAUGUUCUGGGCGGCGGUGAGGGAACCUGCAUUGAACAAUUUAUGCCAUCAAUUACGGAAGGGAUGACAAGGGCAUUGCCGUGCAGGCGAUUUCUCGGAGCUAGUACCAGUACCCUAGUACCGGAGGGAACGCGAGCGCCGCGGCCAACAAUUGACUCGAUAAAUUCGGACGUCGUUUUUCAGCGGAUUUCGGUCUCCUUACUUCUCCUCCGUGCUUCACACUUUCACACUGAGGCUGAGUUUCCACAGGUGGCAAUACGACCAGACGACUACACCCCUCGUUCCUUUUUCAGCGGUCGUGGCCAUGGAGAAGAACCACCGUCCCCAUGUGCUAAAUGGGAAAACUUGGAACUAAAGCACAAAACGGUCUCAAUCUUUCUCAAAACUGAUUUUUUGGAAAGCGUCUUGCACUUCUUGUCUGCUGGUUCCAGGGGUGUGGAAUCGAAAGUUGACAUGGACCGUGGGGUGCUCUGCUCCGUGCCCAAAGAAGAUCCUGAAUAUCCACGGGAUGGUCGAAAGAUAUGCCUGAUUAUCUGUGUUCAGGAACCUUCGCAAGCAUUGGCACUCAAGAAUGAAAACCUGGUUAAGCAGCGAGAAGCAAAGAAGGAUGUAAUUCAAGAGACAUUCAAUGGAUUAGGAUACGAAUGUCGAGUGCUCCAGAAACCCACCCGCCAAGCCAUCAUGGAUGAACUUUCUAAGUACCGGUCGAAAGACAUUUCCCAUUUCAUCUGCUGGCUGCUGACGUACCACACUGAAAGUCGUCAAUUCUACGCAUACGACGAACAAAUCAGCUUGAAGGACAUCACUGGGUCGCUCCUGGGCACUUCUGAAACACCAGCACCAAAAUCAGCACCAAAACCAGCACCAAAAUCAGCACCAGAACCAGCACCAGAACCAGCACCAGAACCAGCACUUGUAGGAAAACCAAAGCUAUUUUUCGUUGACAGUGCGUACGUGGAGUGCAAGAAAGAAGGUAAUCUUGCUCACAGGAAGGAGCCAGAACAACCACAGAGCUCUUAUCUCAUACCAACUACGGCUGACUUCCUAAUAGGAUUCUCUCCAUUUCGUCAAACAGAGACCAAGUACGCGGAGGUCGUUUGCAAAGCGGUGAAAGAUCAUGCGAAAGGGGCUCCUGGAGACAACUUCAUCACUGCACUCGAUGUGGCAGCCAAGAAACUCGAGCAAAAUGCCGUGACCAGUACCUACAUUAGCACAUUGACGAAGACUUUCUCCAUGUCUCCCCAGCAAUGAGGUUACGUCGGAGCAGACUUCAUCAACAGCUCUCGUUACUUUAGGGCUAUUAAUUACGGUCUUGCAGUGUUUUAUUUUUUGGGGGGAGGGGGGGGGGUUAGGGUAGAUACUCGUGAAUGUGGGCUUCGCUUUCGAUGAUGACGGGUGAACUGAAAUCUCAAUACACGGUACCUCGUCUUUAUAAUGUCCCCCGCAGAGGAUGGCAUGCCUCGGCAACUUGUACAUUAACACCGUUUAGCUGUUAUCUUCAGCCGUUAUCAAACCCGCAGAAAUGGGAAACCACCGCGAUCUUCUGUAGUGCGGUAUGAAAUAUGCAAAAACGCCAUAUCUCCCUGCGUUCGGCAGAGUUCCGUUUUAUGUAGGACCGCUUUCUCGUCCCCCCCUCGCAGUGUCACAUACCCUCGUGGCGAAUUCCGCUUAUCGUUUUUGUGCAGCUCAAGUUAGUGUGACACAAGGUUCAGGGUAGAAAUGAAACACGACGAAUGUUACACUGAAGAGUCCAGUACUGUAAGCCAGUGGACAUCGCCAUUUGUCUACUGGCUGGCUGCAUCCAUGCUGUCGACUGCCGAGAAAGGUGUCCCUAUCGCCCCUUCUUUCUGUUUGUUCGUUGUCUCGCCCUAUUUCGUAGACAUGGUGCUCCCGGAAUGAUACUACCAAUUAGCAAACUAAGGAUACCAAUAAGCGAAAGGAGCAGGCACCACGCACCCCCAAGGAACCUGCGGAUUGAUGGGGCCGAACGCAUGGUACUCCACCUCCGUGGGACUCCAAAUAUUAACCGUCGAUUACCAUAAAUUACCGUAGGUUUUGCAGAAUCAUCGACGCGAGCAGGCUUCAACACCCGUCUGCACAGCAACGCACUUAGAGGUCCGCCUGUCAGACUCAAAACCUGUUGUCCUAUAUAUAUGGUAUCCUAUAUGUACUGGAAUAAAGAUUCAUUGCAAAAAUAA